This is a messenger RNA of Rhinocladiella mackenziei CBS 650.93, 807 nucleotides long. RefSeq lists its product as uncharacterized. Bases 1 to 807 code for a protein of 268 amino acids. NCBI's taxonomy places the organism in Eukaryota, Fungi, Ascomycota, Eurotiomycetes, Chaetothyriales, Herpotrichiellaceae. The record is from RefSeq and is a predicted model, not a curated record. Gene Ontology annotation, molecular function: protein dimerization activity. The transcript has a single exon.
AUGGAGCCUCGCAAUCUCAGCAAUAUGUCUGGUGAAAGUACCAAUACGAUCGCCACCUACACACAAUAUCUGAGCAUGGACUUGAACGAACAUGACAGUUUCCUGUUCUCAGCAGAUCAAAACACGGUGAAUUUCUCAGAGCACCGUCCGUCACCACAUUUGAAUCCCGCGGGAACCUCAGAUCGGCUUGAGGAUAGUCAUCAUGUUCGCCUAGGAGAAGUACAGCAAGAACAUCGGGGGCUUGAGAGCAGUUGGGGUGAUUGGGGACUUCCUUCACCUCGGAGCGACAAUAGUAACGACCCAAGUUCCACUCCAGUCGAGACCAGUAACUCCAGCCAAAGCAGCCCCGGAUCUCCCCAGCGCAACAUUCAGCCGUGGCGAACGAGCUCCAAAUUAUCGUCAGUCUCUGGAGUGGGCAGGCUUAAGCAGCAUCAAUGUGGCGCCCUGAAGCAUUCCGAGGAAGUCACAAAGAUCGCUCAGAAAAAGCAAGCUCAUUCCGUCGUUGAGCGAAGGUAUCGCGACAAGAUGAACAACAAAAUGAAGCAACUUUACCAUGUCCUGUUGGAGACAAAACAGGUGUCGCGCCUCCCACGCAUCCAAAACUGGGACACUGUAUCUUUGAGCCGAGCGCCAGGUGGCAUUCGAAAAACAGACAUUAUCAAUGAUGCCAUCAAUUACGUCUACCAAUCUGAAGUCAACAUUCGACACAUGUCGGACGAAAUUUCAACCCUGAAGGCGCGCAUACAGAAUUUGGAAGACUCCCAAAGAGCAGAACUUCUCAUGCCGAUGAUCGAUCCGAGCUAUUGA